AUGUCUACGGAAGAGAGGAUAGCGAAGGCCGAAUCAGAAGAUGUUGAGAUGACCAAUGGAGGUGCUUUGGAAAAUGUCGAAGAGGAAGACAUUGAGGACCAAGAGGAAGAGUCUCUAAAGACUAAGAUAAAGUUACUUCCACAGGCCACAUCUGAAGAUGGUACCUGUGCUUCUUUCCAAAUCGCACAAGAAGAUCAUACUUUGGGUAAUGCACUAAGGUAUAUCAUUAUGAAGAAUCCAGAAGUUGAAUUCUGCGGUUACUCUAUUCCACAUCCAUCUGAAGAACUGCUAAACCUGAGAAUACAGACGUAUGGUAAUAUUACAGCUGUUGAUGCUUUGCAAAAGGGUCUGGAUGACUUGAUUGAUCUAUGUGACGCUGUCAAGGAUAAAUUUGUUCAAAGAUUGCAAUCUUAA
Molecule: messenger RNA, 414 nt
Organism: Nakaseomyces glabratus
Lineage: Eukaryota; Fungi; Ascomycota; Saccharomycetes; Saccharomycetales; Saccharomycetaceae
Gene: RPC19
Product: DNA-directed RNA polymerase core subunit RPC19
Biological process (GO): DNA-templated transcription
Cellular component (GO): RNA polymerase I complex; RNA polymerase III complex
Molecular function (GO): DNA binding; protein dimerization activity
Source: RefSeq, a predicted model, not a curated record